AUGGGAAAACAAAACGACAUUUUGCAAAAACUGGCUGCUGCCUGUCAGAUUCGACACGUGCUCCUCCGACAGGCUCUUGCAGAAUGUCUGGGAACUCUUAUUCUGGUGAUGUUUGGUUGCGGUUCAGUAGCACAGCUGGUGUUAAGCAGAGGCUCCCAUGGCACGUUCCUCAGCGUCAACUUGGCUUUUGGUUUCGCUGCAACUUUGGGGAUCCUUGCAAGUGGACGGAUCUCAGGCGGUCAUCUGAACCCAGCCGUGACCUUCGCUCUGUGUUUACUCGGCAGAGAACCCUGGAGGAAGUUCCCGUUGUUCUUUUUCUUCCAGACCGUCGGAGCAUUUCUCGGUGCAGCAGUUGUAUUCGGCAUGUAUGUAGAUGCAUUGUGGGACUUCAGCCAGGGAGAGCUGAUGGUGGUGGGGGAGAAUUCCACAGCUGGGAUUUUUGCUACAUAUCCGACAAAACAUCUCAGUCUGACUAAUGGAUUCUUUGAUCAGGUUAUUGGAACAGCUGCAUUGAUCGUGUGCAUCCUGGCCAUAGUUGAUCCAAACAACAAACCCAUACACAAAAGCCUGGCGCCCUUCUCUAUCGGCUCAGUGGUGUUGGUCAUCGGUCUGUCGAUGGGCUUCAACUCAGGCUAUGCUGUCAACCCAGCCCGGGAUCUGGGACCACGCAUCUUCACAGCUCUAGCAGGCUGGGGUUCAGAGGUUUUUACAGCGAACGCACACUGGUUCUUUGUGCCUGUAUGUGCCCCCUUCUUGGGUGCAGUGGUGGGUGUGCUGAUGUAUCAACUAAUGAUGGGAUACCAUUUAGAAGGAGAAGUGCAAGGGAGCCAGAAGAAGGAGGAAGAGGAGCAGGAGGAGGAGGAAAGGGUCAAACUUUCCAAUACUGCAACCAACCAAGAUGUAUGAGCAUUUCUUUAAACAGAUAUGUCUGUGUAGAGUUUUUAUGUUUAAAUCUUUGGCUUUUAAGAAGAAGUCCUUCUGUUUUCCUUUUAAAUAACUCCACUUUUAGAUAAUGUAUAUGCCGUUAUGACUCUUACAACAUCUCAACACAAACAGGAACAGUUACAGCAGCCGCCAUGGCACGUGUUUUAUGUAUUUAUCUCCCCCUAACUCCAGUAAGAUCUUUCAUUUCCACUCGAAGCACAAAACUAUUUCCUUCCAUGCUGCGUCCCUGACAAAACAAAUACAUCAGCGCAGAGAAGAGGAGACGUUUAGAGUUGAAGAGGUAUUUGAACGCUGCUUGUUUAUUGCUUGUUGAAGGUGGAAAAAACCUUGAAAUCACCCUCGAAUCAGAAAGCAUCGACACUCACAUUCUCCCUCCUGCGGUUCCUUUUCAUUUGGAUAAACAGUGCCGAACGCCACCUCUGUAGAGUUCACGUACAAGAUGGGACUUUUCCUUUUCCUUUUCCUCACCACCACAUGCAUGUUUAAUUAAUCAGGCAUAAUUGUCAAAAAUGCAACCAGGAUCUGUUUAUUCUGUGAGAUUUUUAAGAGUGUUUGAGGCUCCACUUAACACCUUGUUGUAAGUGUUAUCUGAUGU
Molecule: messenger RNA, 1540 nt
Organism: Notolabrus celidotus (New Zealand spotty)
Lineage: Eukaryota; Metazoa; Chordata; Actinopteri; Labriformes; Labridae
Product: aquaporin-3-like
Exons: 6
Coding region: 1-906 (301 amino acids)
Biological process (GO): glycerol transmembrane transport; water transport
Cellular component (GO): basolateral plasma membrane; plasma membrane
Molecular function (GO): urea transmembrane transporter activity; glycerol channel activity; water channel activity
Source: RefSeq, a predicted model, not a curated record